UACGAGGCAAAGUGGGGGGAGAAACAGACACACACGGGGCCUAGUCGCCACAUCUUUUCAUGCGAAGAAGCUGUGCCGCUAAACCACCCGUUUUUGGUUUCCCAAAACAACUCCGGCCCGGGCCUCAGUCCGCGGUCUAGAGUUUGAUAGCGGGCUGUUUGAGACGGAAGCUUGACGGUGUGUUGCUGCCAGCCACCCCCGUACCCCAGCCACCAUCAUGGGAGACAGCAGAGAUUCCCGCAGCCCAGACAGCUCGUCUGUGUCCUCCCCUCCAUCAGGACAGCGCUCACCUCCACUGGUUCCCUCAGCUGCAGCUUCCAUGACCUCCCUGCCUCCCAUCACCACCACUGGAGUCAACAGCCCCAUCAGUAGCAUCGGCUCCCCCUUUUCUGUUAUCAGCUCUUCACUGGGCUCGCCAUGCCUACCUGGCACGCCAUCGGUGGGCUACGGCCCCAUCAGCAGCCCACAGAUCAACUCAACAGUGUCCAUGUCAGGGCUCCAUGCAGUGAGCAGCUCAGAUGACGUGAAACCUCCGUUGGGCUUGAAGCAGCUGUCGUCCCACAGCCCAGGGCCAAUGCUUUCCCAGAAACGCCUUUGUUCCAUCUGCGGAGACAGAUCCUCUGGUAAGCACUACGGUGUCUACAGCUGUGAAGGCUGUAAAGGCUUCUUCAAGCGCACAGUGCGCAAAGACUUGACCUACACCUGUCGGGACAAUAAAGACUGUAUGGUGGAUAAGAGACAGAGGAACCGCUGCCAGUACUGCCGCUACCAGAAGUGCCUGGCCAUGGGCAUGAAAAGAGAAGUGGCCAAGAUGAACGACAGAUCUGUCCAAGAGGAACGGCAGAGGAACAAGGAACGAGAGGGCGAGGUGGAGUCGACUAGUGCGGUGAAUGAGGAGAUGCCAGUGGAGAAAAUAUUGGAAGCGGAGAUGGCUGUAGAGCAGAAGACAGAGCUUCAUGCAGAUGGAACUUCAGGUGGCAGCUCUCCCAACGAUCCUGUCACCAACAUCUGUCAGGCAGCAGAUAAGCAGCUCUUCACCUUGGUGGAGUGGGCUAAGAGGAUCCCUCACUUCUCUGAGCUAGCCCUGGACGACCAGGUCAUCCUGCUACGUGCAGGCUGGAAUGAACUCCUGAUUGCAUCGUUCUCCCAUCGCUCCAUCUCGGUGAAGGACGGGAUUUUAUUGGCCACUGGCCUGCAUGUUCACAGGAACAGUGCUCACAGUGCAGGUGUUGGAGCCAUCUUUGACAGGGUGCACAAUGCCGAGGUUGGGGCCAUAUUUGACAGGGUUUUGACAGAGCUUGUAAGCAAGAUGAGAGACAUGCAAAUGGACAAGACAGAGCUGGGCUGCCUUCGAGCCAUCAUCCUCUUCAACCCAGAUGCCAAGGGUUUGUCUAACCCCAGUGAGGUGGAGCUCCUGAGAGAGAGGGUGUACGCAUCGCUGGAGUCUUAUUGCAAACAGAAAUACCCUGAUCAGCAGGGCAGGUUUGCAAAGCUCCUCCUCCGGCUCCCAGCACUGCGCUCCAUUGGUCUUAAGUGCCUGGAGCACCUGUUCUUCUUUAAACUGAUUGGUGACACGCCCAUCGACACCUUCCUGAUGGAGAUGCUGGAGGCGCCUCACCAGCUCACCUAGAGGAGCCAGGUUCGGUCCAGUCAGGAUUCGAUGCACACCAGGAUUACCAACACGUCACCCCAAGUUGGGUCGCUGGCUCCUCUCAUUGGGCCUCACUUAACUGCAGCACCUGCUGGUUUUAAUGUACCGGCUCUCACACUUGUACACACACACAAAAAAAAAACCUCAAAUAUUCCCUAUCACUGGCUAAUUAUCUUCACACAUGCAGAUCUUAACUUAAAUACGAUAAUUGACAAACAACACAACUAAUACACAGAUAAUAUGGCUCUGAAUGAAGAGUAUGCUAACACACAUAGAUUUUCACCAUCUUUUCCCAUUCUCAGUUUUCCACCAUAGGGGUUACAACUCAAAGAAUAUAUCCCCUUUUUAUCACACAUAUUCAGUAAAUGUCUUAAUUUUAAGUUAGCCUUCAGUUUUCAUAUCUUCAUCUCACAGUGGGUUUUUGCUUCCGCGUAACUGGUAUACUUCCCCUGUUUUUACUUGGGUUACUUAGUUACACUGCUAGCUGCACCUCUGUAUAUUAUAUCCAUCACUAGCCGGUUAGUUAUUCAUGUAUGGUUUUAGCUUAAAAUCAGGUGCGGAGCAUUUCAAUCAACUUUGAACCAUAAAACUAAUUCACUUCGUAUUGGUCAGGAGGUGUCCUAUAAUGAACAGGCAGGCACACCCUCCCAGUGAGUUCAUCUGAUCUCAUAAACAUUUAAAUAUUUUAUGCUUUUUUUUAAUAUUCAUGCUGAAACUUGUUUGAGUUUCUAUUUUGAAGUACUGUACUCAUGAAAUGAGAGCUUUUUCCAAGGCAUUGAAAUCCAGGAAAAGGGGAGUGGGAGCACUUUGUUGAACAGACAGACUUUGUCCCUCCCACCCUGAUGCGCACAGCAGGCUUUGUAAGACAAGAAGAAUGACUUGAAUUUUUUUUUUCCUAGUUUUGAUUUCAUCCUUUUUCUCUAUUUUGGCAGUUAGUUGGCAUUCUAAACAGCUUAAGGCUCGCAGGAAGUACAGCUUCCUGCAAGACAAAAUCAUAAUUGUUUGUCUUUUAUCUCCCAUUCCCCCAAAUCCUCCCUUUGCUGGUGGUCAUUUAUGCACUUUUGUGAGUUGUAACUGUGUAAAUGUUCCUGUUUCCUAGAAAUGACCAUCUAUUCUCAGACACCUAAGAUGACCUUGAAGGUACUAUGUGUAGGGUUUUCUUGUUAUUGCAUCUUUGUCAGAUGUAGUGAUUUGUUAUGGAACAUUAUAAAUAAUUGGCUCCUUCCUGUACAGAUGCUAACCAGGUUUUGGACUUAACACUAACCACCAGUAGGAUGGUUAAAAAUAAUGGCUGGUGGCAAUUAUGUCAGACUGUCCUAAUACCCAGUCCAGCUGAAAGUCAUUAUUCUUGACGGGUUACUCUUGAAAUCUUUGAAUUAACUGUCCAUUGGCCAUGGAAGAGAAAAAAUAGUUUCUGUACUCUUUGAAUAAUUCUGUGUAUAAUUUGCCAGUUGCUGUCUGAAUUGUGUGAGGCAUUGCUUUGUAUUGGAGAUGCCACACUGUCCUCUCUGUAAAAUGAGCUGCGGAAAUCUGAAUUUUUGUGCAACACAAAAAGAAGCAGCAGCAGAGAUAUAAGACGCAAAGCUGAGCUGAAGUGACAGUGGCAAUAAUGCAACAUUUCAUUUCACCUGGUCAUCAAAUUUGGCUUAUCGGCCAAACCUUUCUAGCCCACCACUCGUGGAUGGAUCACUGGCUGCGAAUAUAGAUUGGCUAACAAUGCACCAGUGUUUGAAUUACUUGUGUCGUGUUACUGUAAUGCAAUAAUGAAAUUAGUGUCAUAUUAUGGAAAUCCUACACCUACUACCUGCAGCUUCGAAAACUUUAUUUCGUGUGUAUUGGCUCAAUGCUUGCGAAUUUUGUACAGUGGAUGUAAAUAAUACAAAAGAAAAAACACAGGAGUCAUGUAGAAACAAAGGCAUGUUCACAUUCAUGUGAAUGUGAAAUAUGUGGCUCCAACAAACAAAUUAUAAAGCUCUAUUUUUUGCUGUCGAAUCAACAUUAGACUCGCCUUUGGUGUAAGGACAUCACCAUGAAAUUGUUAUUGAGCCCAGGGCCAAACCACACCUCACUGCUGCUUUUGCACCAUUUUCUGCCAGUGUCUCCUGUUGUUCUCAGUAACUGAUUGGCCGGAUUUCAUUGACUGAUUGGCACUUGACAUUUACUGUGAUUGAAAAUUGUAGGCGACUGAACCUGAGCAUUGCAGUGAAAAGUCAAAUGCAGCUACCACAUGAUCAGGAGAUAUAUAGUAAACUAUGAAUUAAACCGUCUACACAUGCUCAAAGGUGAGCAGUACUGGGGUACACAAAGAUUUAUUACCAUUUUUGUUAGUAUUUAAAAGGAGUGUUGACGUUCUGAGGUAUAUUUAGCCUUCUAAUUAGUCACCACAUUUAAUAGCAAUUAGAAACGUACAUUUUGCAGUAUCAUUCUACAGGGAAGAGGUACAGCUGUCCUCUACCAGGUGCUAAAUAACUAAUAUGGUCUUUCAGUUUAAGACUUGCACAUGUACAUCAAUGCAAACACAGUAUGCAAGUACACAGACAAAUCAUUCUCCACUCAUUGAACAGGUCUGCAUAAGAUGUGGGUUUCCCUCUUUGAUUUUUGUUUUCCUUUUUCUUACUGAAUGACCCCUAACUUUAUUGUAGACUCCCAACUAUGGAAAAUGAACACCAGCUAAGUGCUUGGCUGUGGCUGAUAAGUCUUUGUACUUACACACAGCUAGUGUCUUUUGUAUUUUAGAAAGCGGUUAGGCUGGUAGAAGCAAUGAAAGCAGCUAGUGAAUUUUAGGGUCCACCAGCUACUUUGACCAGAAUGAGCAAUGAGCUUCCUGCCCUGUGGAUAGUCCAAAUACUUCUCAGAGAGGAUCCAUGGUCUCCUCCCCAUGUGAUGUGGACUUGGAGGCUGACAGUUAGAUGACCUGUAUGACAGGUGGUUUUGUUUAACAUGUCAGUAAGUUGGUCUAACCAUAGAGUUUGGUUUUGUGUUAGUUUUUCCUCCAUCCAUGCGUACGUAUGGCCAACUCAAUAAAGUAGUCUCCAGAUGUCCAUUCAUUUCCUCCAUGCAGAGAAAAGUCAGCCCUGCGUGCACCAAUGCUGCCUCAUGUUGGUGUUGCAAGGAAAAGCAAGUUGGUGGCAAGCACCAACAUCUGCCCACAUGCUUGUACUGUAUAUAAUGCAGUAUGUUCCCAGUGCUUUAGCAUCUUGAGUUGGUUCAGAUGAGCUUAAACUAGCGAUCUGGGAUUUUGUGGUCACCAGACUUUGAGAUUUGGGUGUGUGCUCAUCUCCGUUAGGUCAACAUCUUAGCAACUAUCUCUGCAGGAUUUUAUUUUUGGAGCUUCCUCUGUUGAAUGGUCAAGCCUGCUGCUACUGCAUCAUGCUUAUAGGUAGCGGGGGAUGGGAAUGAUUAUACAAUUACACAGUCAAGUGCUGGAGCGUUCACUGCUUUGAUCCACAUUAAACAGCACGAGUCAUCUGACUGAGCAAAUGCCAAUCUUGGUUGAUGAGUCAUCCAAAAGGCAAAAUAUACAACGUGUAUAUUCAUAUUGUGGCAAACAGUUGUCAUGCAACAUGUGCAUUACAUUUCUGGCAUUUGCACAUCUUAGCUUAGUCUGUUACAGGAGGUAAUAUUAAUUGGCAGUGAAAUUAUUUAGAAUUCCCAUCCUCCAUGUAACAGCAAUGCGUUUAAGUUUUGCCAUUUUGUUUUUUUAACAUUUUGCUAUGAGCUUAGGUCAUUUAGUGGAUGAUAAAUAGAUACAGUGAACACAUUAAAAACAAAAAAAGCUAUACAGUCAGCGCAGGUUCUGUGUGCUAAGCCACUUUAUGCUUUGUUGAUCAGUUGGCACGAGCUGGUGGUUGGGUAUUUCAGUUUUUUAGCAUUUGUUUUAGGGUAUGUGUGGCCACAUGUGUAUGCUUUUAUGCACAUGUGUAAUGAAUCUGUCUGCAGCUAUGCCUUUUGACUGGCAGAUACUAUAGCUUUGGCGGUGAUGUGCUGAGCACUGUUAAAUUGGUUUGUUGAGCAAAAUAAUCAAAGGAUGCACAGAGGAAAAGGGGCCAAGUUGGAGGGGUGAUUCACUGGCGUGUUGAUGUGAUGCUUUAUCAACGCAACCCAGCCUCCUCGCUUUCUCCACUUUGCCCCAUCUCCACUGCUUUACUUUAAACUUAACAAAUGCUUAUUCACUCACCCACGUGGGCUGAAAUUGACUGGGCUUUGCGUUGGAGUAGACUUGUAAAAUAAACCUAUGAUUCUUGGACUGUUUGAAAAGGAUGUGAAGCUUUUCGUGGGACAAGCAUUGGAGAGCUGUAAGGAAGGGGUUCAGCGCAGUGUGUCCCUCUUUGCUUACUUUACUUGACGGCAGAGCAGCAGCGAUCCACGGCCGCCAUGGGAGACCGCCGGAUCGCACCGCACCGCCCACAAAUGUUUGUCGUUGCAACCGUGUGCACUCAAGGCAGACGCAUGCUGUGACCUUUUGACUGUGUAGCAGUAUUGUUGUCGCCACCUUUGUUACAUUUUGAAAAUGACUCGCUUUUUGAAAAUAAAGACAUUUUUUUGAAAUGGAUCGCAGGCUGUGACUGAAGAAUUGAUCAUCGUGUAUAGAUUAGAUAUCAGGGCGGUGUUUUUACCUAUUGACACAGGCCCCCCUGGAGCCAAGGCCCAUCCCAUUAGGAUCAAUGAGGCAGUGUGUGCUAUGCAGCCUUGAAACCACCACCCUCACUGGUUUAUUUAUCACUGCCAAGUUGUUUGCGGAUGUGGCUGUUUUUAAAUGCAGGGCCACUCAGUCCCCAGCGCUUGUUUGUCAUGUAUGUUGUGAUUAUUGUGCAGCACACUAAAGAGUGUGCUCCAACCUUGGCCUGUGUAGUGCAUACUAAAGAGGGGCCCUUAUAGGAAUGGAAUGACAGCUCGUGUGGAGAGGGGAGGACUGGUCACUGGAGAGAGAAGUAGACCAGUGUGUGGCCCCCUCUUGGUGCUCAAGCUGUGCAUUGGUGCUUUUUUAUAGGGUCCCCCUGACCCUUAACAUGUCUGCUUUGGUUUCCAAGACACAGUGAAAUGCAUAUACGAGUGAAAUGCGAAUAAGGAAUGAGUUAACAGACCUGCUCUUUUUCAGUUGCAUUUGUUUGGUUGUUUUCUGCAACCAGGUCCACUGCAACCUGUUGUGUGUUUACUGAGUCAUAUGUUGCUGUAGCUGGAUCCUACCAGCAAUAAAAAACAAAGCCUUCAGAAUCUGUUUUAGGUUAUGAGGGAGAAAUGGUGGCUCUAAUUGUAGACACAGUGCAAAGGCCGAUAGUAUCCACACACCUGGUUUGCAGGAGACACCUCUGAGCAGGACCUGGUUACACUGAAUGAACUUGAUGGGAGGGAUCAACUGAAUACAAUUGCUCUCUUUAAGGAUGUUGUUGUUGGUGUUUACGGUUGGAGGAAUUGUGAAGGGAGAGAGAAAGAGGGAAGAAAAGAAGGACAGGGACUUAAAGAACUCGGAUCAGGUGUUAGUAUGUCGAUCAAGAAUAAAAACAGAAAACCUAUUUUCCGGUAGAUCUAGAAUCUUCCUUAAUUGUUUACUCUUCAUUAUACAGAAAUUCACACACUGUUUUCUUUGUCUUGUUUCCUGUCUCCCUCUUCUCUGACUAUGCUAUUCAUCUUUUGUUUAUUACAAAGUAUUAAACAAAUACAAGAACUGUAAAAUCAGAAUGGAAUCUGUCACUCUUAUUUUUAAUUUUUUCUCUCUUUCUCUUGUGUCUGUUCUUUGUCCUGUUUGUAUCCUACUCCAUCGUACACAUGGAGCUGAUUGACUAUUGUGUGCUUCGGGGAUUGAAAGAAGAAAAAAAAAAUAUGAAUAAUUUUUUCAGUCAUUAAUUCUGAACCUUGUUUCUGUUUGUUGUAUCAUGUCCGAGUAAAGGUUUUAAUACUGUA
Epinephelus lanceolatus (giant grouper) is the source of this 7552-nucleotide messenger RNA. It is a transcript of the gene rxrba, whose product is annotated as retinoid x receptor, beta a. The record is from RefSeq and is a predicted model, not a curated record. Gene Ontology annotation, molecular function: sequence-specific DNA binding; zinc ion binding; nuclear steroid receptor activity. Gene Ontology annotation, biological process: regulation of DNA-templated transcription. NCBI's taxonomy places the organism in Eukaryota, Metazoa, Chordata, Actinopteri, Perciformes, Serranidae. Gene Ontology annotation, cellular component: nucleus.